AUGUCAGACAUAGACCUAAACCAUGAGGACGAACAUUCUAAAGACGUUUUGUUCACUUUUGUGUCCGAUGGAGACUGGUUGUUUUCCAAAGGGGAAUACAAAAAGGCCAUAGACAGCUACAUGAAGAUACUGUCAAUCAAGCCGGAUGACAGAAGUUGCUACGUAGGAAUAUCCAAAUGCCAUUUACAGAUGGGAAACCCGGAACUGGCUCUGAAGGAGGCGGAGAAUUCACUCAAGGGAGACAAGACAUAUGUUAAGGGCUUGUACCAGAAAGCGGAGGCGCUGUAUUACAUGGGCGAGUUUGAAUUUGCCAAAGUGUGCUACCAUCAAGGACUGAGGAUCCGACCUGAGUUAGAGAAGUUCAGAGUCGGCAUCCAAAAAGCACAAGAGGCCAUAGAAACUGCUGUGGGAUCUCCAUCUACAGUGAAACUGGAAAACAAGGGAGACCUGAGCUUUUUCCUCAAUGAUGAAGAGCUGAGAAGGGAAAACCCAGCCACAGCAAUUCAACAAAAAAUGACGGUGGAAAAGAAACCUCAAACUACAGCAAAAAAAACAAAAAAUGAGAAAAAAGACAAACAGCUUUUGGGAGAGUUUUACAGCGAUAAGAAGUUUCUGGAGGAUCUGUUGAAAGAUAAAGACCUGAAAAAAGUGACCACGAAGAAAGGGGAGACUCUGCAGGACGUCAUCAAAGGCUCCCUCAGUUACCUGGAGACCUGCGGCGAGUUCAGGAAAAACGUGAAGCCGAUCGCUGUGAAAAAGCCCGAGAAAUCCAGACCGAGAGAGACCAGACCCAAGUCCAGCUCUGAGCGAGUGCUGUUUUUCACCAAACGCAUGGACGAGAUCGAAUCAGAGUUGAUGUGUGGAAAUGCAAAGUCGAGUCUAGAGAAGGCUGAAGAACUCCUGAAAACAGUGCAGACCUGGCCACCGCAAGACGUAAAGGACAAAAACGAGUUUCUGGGAAUGGUCCACAGGUGUUUAGGCAACGCCCAUCUCAAACUCGGAGACACAGACAAGACGCUGGAUCAUUUUCAAAAAGGUCUGGAGAUAGCGACGCAAUGCAAACUUCCCGCAGAGAGAUCGAGGACGCUGGACAACAUGAGCCGCGUGUACGACAGUUUGGGACAGUUUGACCGGGCCAUCGACUGUCAGGAGAAGAGGAUUCCUUAUGUCAGUGACGCGGUGGAGAAGACCUGGAUGUUCCACGAGCUCAGCCGCUGGCACCUGCAGCUGAGCCGCUUUGAGAUCGCUCGAAAGUAUGGCCUCCGCUCGCUCGCCGCCGCAGUCGCCGCAGGAGACGUCCGAUGGCAGAGGAACUCAAGCGUCCUCGUCGCACAGUCUGAAAUGAAACUGUCCAACAACGAAUCCUCUGUCUUCCAUUUUGAGAAAGCCCUAAGCCACGCCAAGUCACUGAACGAUGACCCUGCUACAGAUGCGAUUCAAGAGGCCCUGGAUGAAGUGAAACAAGAGGAAAGCGUGCUUCUGCCUUGUCAUUGCACACACAGCCUGACAAACGCGUGGUGGUUAGCAGCUCCAGCCACACAUUUGGUCUUUCUUCACAUUAUAAAAGACAUGGAUACCAAACAGAGCGGUGAAGUUAUGGAAGGAACAGACUCUCCGCAGGAAGGAAAUGAAAUCCUGAAGGAAUCCAAAAUGGAGAUUCCAGCUGAGUCGGAAGCACCACCAGCUGAACCUAUUGGACAAGGUGAAGUGAAUGGCCAAUCGAAUGGUGUAAAUGGGAAUGAAGAGGUUGAAGUAAAUGAAAAGGAGAACAUGGAAGCGACCCCAAGCACAGAAGAGCCAAGAGAGGAGCAGAGUUCGAAUCAAGAUGCAAAUGCUGCCGUAGAAGCUGAAAUCAACCAGCCCGAACAAGCCGAGAAGCCAGUAGAAAUUCCAAUCAGCGAAACUACACCUGAACCAGAAAAUACCCAAGAGCCAGCGGAAGAGAAACCUCCAAAAGUUGACGAAAAAGUAGUUGAAUAUCUGGAAGUGCAGAAAGAAACUGGAGAUGUGGAGAUCGUGGCAGAGCCAAAGGCAGAAGUCGCGGCAGCUGGAGAUAAGGAGAAAAAUGACCAAGAGGUGAAAGAAAAGUCUGAGGCGGCUGAACCCAAGGUGGUGCCAACGACUGCAGCAACAGAGGAAUCUGAAGCAAAAGAGCCAGAAGACGAUCCGACUCCAGCUGCUGGCUCUUUACAAUUCCCCAUUUUGGAGCACGACAAAACCAAAGAAGCGUUUGCAAGCGCGCGUACCCUGGUUGUGCUGAGAGGUCUCCCCGGAAGUGGGAAAACGUUCCUCGCCCGGGCCAUUGCCGAAGCCUACAAAGACCAGUGCUCCAUCGUAAGCGCGGACGAGCAUGAGGUGAAAUCGGACAGCGCCGACUGUUACAAAGCUUUCGACGAAGCGAUUGUGGCUAAAUGCAGUGCUGCUACGACUCCAGCGCUCAUCGUGGUGGACGACUCCAAUCACACCCAGAAUCGGUUGGCCAUUUUGGGAGGGAUCGCCAGAGAGCAUGGGCUUCUGGCAAUAUUCUUGGAGCCCCGCACUGAGUGGAACAGAGAUGCGGUCCAGCUGAGCAAAAAGACCAAAAAGGGCUUGGAGCAGGCUAAACUGGAAGCAAUGAAAAAGUGCCAUGAGGAAAUGUCGAGCCCACUGUAUUUUGGGUGGUUCCUUUUCUUCACGGUUCAGGACGAAGUUAGAGAAACGUCAACGAACUUUCUAAAGUCGCUGGAGGGGUUGGAGAGCUUCCAGAAACACAUUAGUGACUUCAGUGGGAAAGAGGAGAAGGCGGACCUGGACCAGUACUUCAAAGCCAAAGGAACUCUUCACUGCACCACGAAGUUCACAAACUACGGCAAAGCAGAAGGGGCCAAAGAGUACACAGCGAAACAAAUUGUGCAGGAGCUGUACGGCUCUGUCUCAGAGUUGUCCCUCUCGGCUCUCUUCAUCACUCCUCGCACCAUUGGCGCUCGCGUCGCUCUGUCUGAAGAACAGCUCAAGCUCUGGCCUGAUGACGCAGAGAAGGAGGCGGAGUCUGUUGUCCCGGGAGCCUCCGCUUUGCCCCUGGGCAGCCGUGGCCAUGUCACUCUGGGCUGUGUAGAGGGCGUGGAGGCUGUCCAAACGGGCUACGACCUUCUCCAAAUCCUCGUCCUGCAGAAAAAUGGCGAGCAGGGGGAGGCGGAAGAGAUCGACGCUGGUACGCUCACAUAUUACGGAGAGGGAAGGUGGUACCUCUCCCUCAAAGAGCCAAUCAGUGCAGCAGCAAGCUUCUCCAGCGCAUACAAACCCAAAGCACCUGCACCAGCCAAAAAGGAGAAGAAGAAACCAAAAUGCACCAUUCUUUAA
Knipowitschia caucasica is the source of this 3339-nucleotide messenger RNA. Lineage: Eukaryota; Metazoa; Chordata; Actinopteri; Gobiiformes; Gobiidae. The record is from the annotation of a GenBank genome assembly.